This is a messenger RNA of Diabrotica balteata, 785 nucleotides long. The record is from the annotation of a GenBank genome assembly. NCBI's taxonomy places the organism in Eukaryota, Metazoa, Arthropoda, Insecta, Coleoptera, Chrysomelidae.
ACGUAUUCGAUGACUUGUAUGAUAUAUUGAUAUCGUAAAAGUUACAAGAUAUACUUAGUAGAAAUUAAGAAAAUGGCAAAAAUAAUCAUAUUUGGUUGCACUGGAAUGACCGGCCUUUGUGCUGUAGAAGCUGCUGUAAAUAAAGGACUAAGUGUGAAGGCCUUCGUUCGGAAUCCAGCAAGACUACCCGAGCAUUUAAAAAACAGUGUUGAAGUUGUCACAGGCAAUGUCCUGGAUUAUAAAUCUGUAUUGGAUGGCAUAAAAGAUGUGUCUGGAGUAGUGGUAGCCUUGGGUACAAAUAAUGAUUUGAGUGCUACCACUGACUUGAGCACAGGAUUGCAAAAUAUUAUUAAAGCUAUGAAAGAACUGAAUGUAGAAAAAAUUUCAGUGUGUCUGUCUGCCUUUUUGUUCUAUGAAGUUAGUAAAGUGCCACCAAGAUUCAAGGAUUUAAAUGAUGAGCAUCAAAGAAUGUAUGAUGUUCUAAAGGCCUCAGGGCUGAAAUAUAUUGCUGUUUUUCCACCACACAUAGCAGAUGAACCCUUAGGGGAAUAUGUCACAAAACAAGAUGCUGUUCCAGGAGCAAGGGUUAUAUCUAAACGCAGCUUGGGAGCAUUUUUGGUUGAUUCCCUUGAUCAACCUGAACAUUAUGGAAAAACUGUGGGUAUCAGUAAUAAAACCCAGUAAAAUAAUACUUUUUAUUAAGAACCAAAGUAAUAAAUGACUGUAUUUUAAAAAUGUUAUUAGUUUCUUGUGAUAAUUUCUACAAAAUAAAUAAAGUUUAUAGG